Messenger RNA from Manihot esculenta (cassava), 574 nucleotides. RefSeq lists its product as uncharacterized. Lineage: Eukaryota; Viridiplantae; Streptophyta; Magnoliopsida; Malpighiales; Euphorbiaceae. The transcript is spliced from 4 exons. Gene Ontology annotation, molecular function: actin filament binding. Gene Ontology annotation, biological process: establishment or maintenance of cell polarity; cell migration; actin filament bundle assembly. The record is from RefSeq and is a predicted model, not a curated record. The coding region runs from base 1 to 384 and encodes 127 amino acids. Gene Ontology annotation, cellular component: cytoplasm; actin cytoskeleton.
AUGCAGAGAGAGUUCCAAGUCACUAACGGUUAUGGCCCCAAACUAGCCCCACAAGUUAUGAGGGAGCACUGGACGACAUUCAUAGUGGAAAAAGAUUUCAAGUUCAUAUCUGAAAAUGGACUAAACGCUAGGAGAAAGGAUCGGGAAAAGAAGGAGAAAGAGAAGGAGAAGAAGAAAAAGAAGAAGGAGGAGGAGGAGAAGGAAAGGAAGAAGACGAUCGAGAAAAGGAAUUUGAGUGCUCUUUUGAUAGGAUUGGUUGGUGCAGCCAUCACGCUGUGUGCCUAUUCACAGACCGUAAUCUCCGCCACUCAGUGUAUCACCAUUGGGCUGCUGGUUCUCAUGUUUGGCUUGCUUGUCGGAGAAGGUCUCAUCUCCCUCUUCUAGUCCAUUUGCCACAUCCUCUCCACAUUUCGGUAUCAUUUCCAGUCUUCACUUGGAUAGCUUAACACUUUUUUAAGGAAUUAAAUUUGUAGUGUUGAACUCUUGGAAUUGAUGGAGAAUCUUAUCAAUAUCAAUUAAGGCUUUUUCUUUUAUGUGCGUGUAUUAUAUACUAAUGAUAUGCUAUAUUUGGAGC